This is a messenger RNA of Trematomus bernacchii (emerald rockcod), 2562 nucleotides long. It is a transcript of the gene ankrd10a, whose product is annotated as ankyrin repeat domain 10a. The transcript is spliced from 6 exons. Gene Ontology annotation, molecular function: protein binding. NCBI's taxonomy places the organism in Eukaryota, Metazoa, Chordata, Actinopteri, Perciformes, Nototheniidae. The record is from RefSeq and is a predicted model, not a curated record. Bases 52 to 1119 code for a protein of 355 amino acids.
GCUCUGAGGGACGGGGAACACUUGGGAACAAGACACUUUUAUACUUCACCAAUGUCUGGGGGACUACAAGCCGACUUCUCCAAUGAAGAAGGCUUUAUCAGCCAGUUUCCCGUCCACCGUGCUUGUCGGGAUGGAGACGUUGGAGCUUUGGUUUCCCUGUUCCAGCAGCUCUCAGACCCGGCUCCACUGACGGCUGAGGACCCGUGUUACGGAUGGAGCCCCUUACACUGGGCUGCUCACUAUGGCCAGCUUGAGUGUGUGGUGCACCUGGUGCAGAUGGGUUGUGAGGUGAACACAGUGACCAGCCGCUUCCAGCAGACCCCCACACACACUGCAGCGUUCGGAGGACACCCCCACUGUCUGCUGUGGCUGACUCAGGCCGGAGCUGACGUCAACAUGCAGGAUCUCGUAGGUGAGGCUCCCAUCCACAAGGCGGCUCGCUCAGGUAGUGUGGAGUGUAUCCAGGUGCUGCUGGUAGCGGGGGCUAAAGCACAGUUAAGGAAUGCCAGUGGGCAGACAGCAGCAGACCUGGCCCACGCUCACGGCUUCCUCGACUCUUUCUGCUUCCUCUCCAAGACUAAGAAGCUGCUGCAGCUGCACGUGAGGGGGGGGCCGAAUGGAGAAAGCCCCCCCUGUGGUCCGGGCCUGCUUAGCAGGAAGAGGCUGCUGACAGCCGGGGACAGCAGGGACCUAAAGAAAGCCCGGGGGGACAUGCUGGUGCAGAUGCCGGUUGGAGGUGAGGAUCUGGAGAGCGUUACCAUGGAGUCCGCCCCGGAGCUCCUCUCAGCGGCAGAUGAACACCCCCCAGCCCCCAGCAGCCGUCCCCUCCCUCUGCCCCCCGCUGAGCAGCAGCCGGCCUCCUCAGCCAAUCAGCACGCAGCAUCAGCGCCCACUCAGCACUCCUCCGCAGACAUGUGUGGCUCGCUGCACCUGAGUGGCUCCCCCAGCAGCUGCGUGUCCCACCGGCCGGCCUGGGGGGGGCUGAGGGGGGCCGACUCCAGGGACUUCCUGCACUACGGACACUACCACGGCUUUGGAGACACGGCGGAGGAGCUGAGUGACAGCUCCCAGGAGCUCAGAUACAGGCAGGCAGUGGGACACCUCCACCCACACUCAUAGAGGGGGGGGGCUGCUCUUCAAUAAGCUUAACUGGCACACGUGAUCACACGGCCAGUCACUACAGACACCAAGCACCCGUUCACCUGCAGUUUCUGUUACUACCACUUCCUGUCAACUGCCUCACAUGGUCUUCAUCAACAGCUGGGACAUUUACAUAUUGUAGUUUUGAUAUAGUCAUCAUAGGACAGAUAGCCAGUUGACAUCACACUCAAACAUCCAGGUGUUAGUCCUUUAGGGUUUACUCCUCUCUUAGUGCUGCAGAUAGAUAUAACAAUCUUUCAAAAGUGGAUACAGGUCUCCCUUGAAAAAGAGAUCUAUGAUCUCAAUGGGACCAUCUGGUUAAAUAAAGGUUUGAAAUGAAACAAGCACCAAAAUGUCCAUGUCUAUCCCUCUGGGGCCAUUCCAAGAUGGCUGUCAUUUCCAGCCGAGGAAAAAGUAUUUUACCGCUGGAUCAAUUUAGGUGAUUUUGGUAUUGAAUUGCAGUCAAAUGCACUCUCUAGAAACUUCUUCAGAGCUUUUUUGUGUCAUUUUAAACACAAAAUGUUAAAAUGUGGAGCUUAUUAGAAAGAAUUCAGAUGUAUGUUAGGCUACCCAGUUUUCCAUUGGCAGAUUAUUUAGAUUUGAUAGCUCAGAUAUAAUCAAACACAAGCUUCUGAGUGAAUCCUGUCGUCUGAAUUUGGUUUCUACGUGGUGGAAAAUGUAUGAGUUGACACCGAGAUCAUUUAAAUAGGGCUAGUGAAAGUGAUUUUGAGCAAAUAAUUACAUUUCCAAGCCCUUGUUGGUGGCCAUCUUGGGUUUUUGAGCGGCUAACAUGUUUUUUUCCCAAACGUCAAAAGGAGUUUAUGUGCCAAUACUUGUAUCCACUUUUAAAAGCAUUAUCAGCACUAUCGGUGUCCCUGUGCACGGCUAAUACAUGAGGAACAUUCUGGCAGUGUGUCCCUGCUCCAGGCUGCAGUGUUUUCUAGGCACACGCUGUUUCUGUAAAAUGAAGGUGUGAUGGUGCUAACAGAAACAUCCACUGCCCCAGUUUAUUUGAAUAGACCAUGAUGCCUUUGUUUCCAGCUCCUAUAAUGUAAUAAUGCUGAGAGCUGCUGUAAGGCUAGUUUCUCUGAAUGAACUGACCUGAAGCUGUUUUAUUCCGUCUCAAAUGUGUCUCUGCUCCUGCACUACCAAGGGCUUUAAGGGACUAUGUGUUAAUGCGUGGGGGGGGGGGGGUCCUCCAGCAGCGAGCAUCACCUGCACUCUACCAAAGGGAAUAUUUAAAAAUCAUUUGUUAUUUAUGUUUUAGAGCAGAUGAAUGUGUCAUUUUAUAGCGCUUGUAGUAUUAGGGAUUUUUUGGGAUUAAUUGUAACAUGCUGCGUCUUUUUGUAAACUGUUUUAUACUUGUACUGGUUUGGCCUCUUUUGCUAUUAAAACACGUUUUGCAGUUUCAUAAAAAAGGUU